UCCAAAGCCUACUGCCAGUUCUCUUCCUGGAUGAACUGCAACGGAGAGGCUAAAGAUGAUUCCUUUCUUAUCCAUAUUUUCUCUGCUCUUGCUGGUUGUUGUUAACCCUGCAAAUGCCAAUGGUCAUUAUGACAAAAUUUUGGCUCAUAGCCGUAUCAGAGGCCGAGAUCAGGGCCCAAAUGUCUGUGCCCUUCAACAGAUUUUAGGCACCAAAAAGAAAUACUUCAGCACUUGUAGAAACUGGUAUCAAGGUGCCAUCUGUGGAAAGAAAACGACUGUGCUAUAUGAAUGUUGCCCUGGUUAUAUGAGAAUGGAAGGAGUGAAAGGCUGCCCAGCAGUUUUGCCUAUUGACAAUGUUUAUGGUACUCUGGGCAUUGUGGGAGCCACCACAACACAACACUAUUCUGAUGUCUCAAAAUUGAGAGAAGAGAUCGAAGGAAAAGGAUCAUUCACUUACUUUGCACCAAGUAAUGAGGCUUGGAACAACUUGGAUUCUGAUAUCCGUAGAGGUUUGGAGAGCAAUGUAAAUGUUGAAUUAUUGAAUGCUUUACAUAGCCACAUGGUUAAUAAGCGAAUGUUAACCAAAGACUUAAAAAAUGGUAUGAUUGUUCCUUCGAUGUACAACAAUUUGGGGCUUUUCAUUAACCAUUAUCCUAAUGGGGUUGUCACUGUGAAUUGUGCUCGAAUCAUCCAUGGGAACCAGAUUGCAACAAAUGGUGUUGUACAUGUCAUUGACCGUGUCCUUACACAAAUUGGUACCUCAAUUCAAGACUUCAUUGAAGCAGAAGAUGACCUCUCAUCUUUUAGGGCAGCAGCCAUCACAUCUGAUAUAUUGGAAGCCCUUGGAAGAGAUGGUCACUUCACACUCUUUGCUCCCACCAAUGAGGCCUUUGAGAAACUUCCACGAGGUGUCCUAGAAAGGAUCAUGGGAGACAAAGUGGCUUCUGAAGCUCUCAUGAAAUAUCACAUUUUAAACACUCUCCAGUGUUCUGAGGCCAUUACAGGAGGAGCAGUCUUUGAGACUCUGGAAGGAAACACAAUUGAGAUAGGAUGUGAUGGUAACAGCAUAACAGUAAAUGGAAUAAAAAUGGUGAACAAAAAAGAUAUUGUGACAAACAAUGGUGUUAUUCAUUUGAUUGAUCAGGUCCUAAUUCCUGAUUCUGCCAAACAAGUUAUUGAGCUUGCUGGAAAUCAACAAACCACUUUUGCAGACCUCAUAGCCCAGUUAGGUUUGGCAUCUACUCUGAGGCCAGAUGGAGAAUAUACUUUGCUGGCACCUGUGAAUAAUGCAUUUUCUGAUGAUACUCUGAGCAUGGAUCAGCGCCUUCUUAAAUUAAUUCUGCAGAAUCAUAUAUUGAAAGUAAAAGUUGGACUUAAUGAGCUUUACAAUGGACAAAAACUUGAGACCAUUGGAGGCAAACAGCUCAGAGUCUUUGUGUAUCGAACAGCUGUCUGCAUUGAAAAUUCCUGCAUGGUGAGAGGAAGCAAGCAAGGGAGAAAUGGCGCUAUUCACAUAUUCCGAGAGAUCAUCAAACCAGCAGAGAAAUCCCUCCAUGAAAAGUUAAAACAAGAUAAACGCUUUAGCAUUUUCCUUAGCUUUCUAGAAGCUGCAGAUUUGAAAGAGCUCCUAACACAACCUGGGGAUUGGACUUUAUUUGUUCCAACCAAUGAUGCCUUUAAGGGAAUGACUAAUGAAGAAAAGGAAAUUCUGAUUCGCAACAAAAAUGCUCUUCAAAACAUUAUCCUUUAUCACCUGACACCAGGAGUUUUCAUUGGAAAGGGGUUUGAACCUGGUGUUACUAACAUUCUAAAGACCAUACAAGGAAGCAAAAUCUAUCUGAAAGGAGUAAAUGACACACUUCUGGUAAAUGAAUUGAAAUCAAAAGAAUCUGACAUCAUGACAACAAAUGGUGUCAUUCAUGUUGUAGAUAAACUUCUCUAUCCAGCAGACAUGCCUAUUGGAAGUGAUCAGCUGCUGGAAGUACUUAAUAAACUGAUCAAAUAUAUCCAAAUUAAGUUUGUUCGUGGUAGCACCUUCAAAGAAAUCCCCAUGACUGUCUAUAGACCCACAAUAACAAAGAUGAAAAUUGAAGGUGAACCUAAAUUCAGACUGAUUAAGGAAGGUGAAACAGUAACUGAAAUAAUCCAUGGAGAGCCAAUUAUUAAAAAAUACACCAAAAUCAUUGAUGGAGUGCCUGUGGAAAUAACUGAAAAAGAGACAAGGGAAGAACGAAUCAUUACAGGUCCUGAAAUAAAAUAUACUAGGAUUACUACUGGUGGUAGAGAAACAGAAGAAACUCUGAAGAAAUUGUUGCAAGAAGAGGUCACCAAAGUCACCAAACUCAUUGAAGGUGGUGAUGAUCAUUUACUUGAAGAUGAAGAAAUUAAAAGACUGCUUCAGGGAGACACACCUGUGAGGAAGAUACAAGACAAUAAGAGAGUUCAAGGAUCUAGAAGACGGUCAAGAGAAGGUCAUUCUCAGUGAAAAUCCAGACAAGACGACAAAGUUUAUACAACCCUAAACCCUGACAUUAAAGAAUUAUUAUGAAAGCCACUUUGAUUUCAGGAAAUAAACCAUGACUGCAAAAAAAAAAAAAAACAAUCAUUGAACAAUUCUGAAUGCAAAUUUAAUUCUUUUUAAUUAGGAAAAUGAGGGGAAUUGUGGACUUUACAAUCUCAAUUGUGAGAUGGGAACUGAGGGAAUUCAAACACCUUAUAGGUUUUUACAUCUUGACAUUAAACAUUCUGACGAACUUUGGGAUCCAUCAAAGAAAAUCCUUAUCACUGGAUCCAUUACAAUUCAAAUCUCAGUGGUGAGCCGUUAUCUGAUUCAGAAAAUUAAGCCUUGAAUUUAUUUAGUGGAUAGAGAAAAUGUAUGCAAUCAGUUACUUCUCCAUGAAAAACUAACUUAUAGAAAAGGGUGCUCAAUAUUAAGAAAACAACCCUAGCCAGUUUGGCUCAGUGAAUAGAGCAUUGGCCUGAGGACUGAAGGGUCCCAGGUUCUAUUUUGGCCAAGGGCGCAUGCCCAGGUUGCAGGCUUGAUUCCCAGAGGGGGGUGUGCAGGAGGCAGCCAAUCAAUGAUUCUCUCUCAUCAUUGAUGUUUCUAUCUCUCUCUCUUCCUCUCUGAAACCAAUAAAAAUAUAUAUUAAAAAUAUUAAGAAAACAAACAAAACUUUUACAUCAAAAGGUUUUGCACAUUUCUAAUGCAAUGUGGGUUUACUGGUAAAUUAUGUAUUUCUACAACUCAUUUUAUACUCUUGAAAUAUUUGUCAUAUGCUGUUUGCAGUACAUAUUUUUAUAUCAAAUAUUUCAAUAUAACCAUACAUUUUUCAGCUAUAAAGAGAAUUACUUCAAAUUGGGUAAUUCAGAAAACUCAAGAUUUAAAGUAAUAAGUGGUUUGGACAUGGAUUUUUAUACCUCCUUUGUUGUAACAAAUACUCAUUAAAGGAAGCUG
This is a messenger RNA of Myotis daubentonii (Daubenton's bat), 3454 nucleotides long. RefSeq names its product periostin (gene POSTN). The record is from RefSeq and is a predicted model, not a curated record. Gene Ontology annotation, molecular function: cell adhesion molecule binding. Lineage: Eukaryota; Metazoa; Chordata; Mammalia; Chiroptera; Vespertilionidae. Gene Ontology annotation, cellular component: extracellular matrix. Gene Ontology annotation, biological process: extracellular matrix organization; cell adhesion.